UGUUUGCGUCUCAAAAUGCGUGAACACACUGCACGGACUUUGACCGGAAUGCAUAAAGUGCCUUAUCAGUGGGUUUCAAAGCAGAUCCCAUUCAGUCGGGCAUGAAUAAAUGAUCAUCGCUGGCGAGGGCGACAGACGCAGAAACAGAGAGGAUGGAAACAGUCGCGCUUCGGACUUUAAAUAUACAAGUCGUGAUGAAUUUGUGGGCGUCGUGAGCUGAUAUUGUGUCUAUAUAGGGGCGCAGCCAUUUUAGCUUCAGUGUGAGCAUCCACCGAGAUUUCGGUGAUGAUAUUGAUAAUUUAGUCCGCUCGGCUUCUGUUUGUGACCCGCCUUUACUUUUGACGGGGCACUGCGUCAGGAAAUAGGCAUUCGCUUAGGAAAAUCUAAGCAGCCUUGACUUCCUAACAGAACUCUCUCCACAUUAGUCAUGACAGAGCAGCUGGGUUUAUUUGUAUGGAUAGUACUGUGUGAUUGGUUCAAGAGGCCGUUUCUUCAGUUUAUCCAAGUGGUCCUGGAACACGCUCUAUGGCGCCCCCCAAACCGAAAAUAAUCCGUGCCGCUGAGAUCGUGGACGACCCGGAUCUGGUCGCCCCGCUGCCCUACCUCAAUUUCCUCCGUUACCUGAAGCGGAAGUUCUUUCGCAGCUACGAUCUGCGCCGCUUACUCCAGGUGGGCCUCGUCCAUUGGAACACGCUGAGCGAUGCCAAAAAGAGGUUGUUCGAGCCAGAACGCAUUCUGGCCCGUGUGGCUCGCAAGCGAAGGACUACUCGGCAGCGACGAUUGCUGCGCCGUAGUCUGAAUGGUCAAAAAAGAGGUACUGCAGUGCGACGCCCGAUCUACGACAAGCGUCCUUCGACGCGCCGCCGCAGACCCAAGUAGAGAGAUCUGAACAUCUGGAAGUUGCUUUUCCUCUCUUUUUAGUCCACAUUAGCACCUUCCCAUUCCGGUGAUUCUUUGACGCAGUGACAGCGACGUCCUCUACUAGUAACAAGCUGGUCAUGCAAACAUAACGUGGAGAUCGACCAAAAAUCCUACUUGCCCUCUGGAAACCAGCUUGCUUUAACAUAUUAUCUUGCGUAAUCAAAACUCUGUCGCGUGGGAUGCUGGAUAUAUGUAAACACAUACUCUGAAAUCACUUUCUCUUUUUUCACUGCCUUUGGACUCUGUUGCAUUUGGCCCGGUGAAGAGGAGCAUUUCAAGUGCGCUUCCCUGAAAUGUUAACGCUAUGCUCUUUUUCAGACCUUUUGGCAUUUGCUGUUGUCUAUUUGCUCGAAGUAUUCUUCAAUUAUCGUGGAUUUGUCAGUUAAAUAAAUGUAUAGAUUAAUUUCAAAUACAAAAUGCUUUUUUUCGCAUUAAUUACGUCACCCUUCCAUCAAAUCAAGGUCCAACCAGUCUUCAGCUGCUGACUGUCUCUGUCAAAGCGAUAUUGCCAUGCGAACUGAACAGAAUUAUAUCGGAUCAACCCAAACCUUUUAACCUAAUGUAUGCACCAUGGGUGAUUAGCUACAACAAGGAUAUAGAUGCUCCAAGCAUGUGCACACAACAAGACAGAUAGUGGAAAAACACC
Drosophila suzukii is the source of this 1567-nucleotide messenger RNA. RefSeq names its product deadbeat (gene ddbt). NCBI's taxonomy places the organism in Eukaryota, Metazoa, Arthropoda, Insecta, Diptera, Drosophilidae. The record is from RefSeq and is a predicted model, not a curated record.